Branchiostoma belcheri (Belcher's lancelet) is the source of this 1478-nucleotide messenger RNA. RefSeq lists its product as uncharacterized. The transcript has 7 exons. The record is from RefSeq and is a predicted model, not a curated record. Gene Ontology annotation, molecular function: serine-type endopeptidase inhibitor activity. NCBI's taxonomy places the organism in Eukaryota, Metazoa, Chordata, Leptocardii, Amphioxiformes, Branchiostomatidae. The coding region runs from base 438 to 1271 and encodes 277 amino acids.
UUCAUUGCACCUAUUCAUUUUUGGUAUGUCAAUAUAAGGUGAAUCUGCAUGAGCAAAGUGUUCAAAGUGAUAGAAAUGUAUGUAUUCGGUGUAAUACUUCCAGCUGAUCAUUGGACUCCAAGGCUGAGGUCUCCAUUUGCGUGUGAGCUCAGAACCUGUGGUGUGGUCGCGUUGUCUGACAGGAGAUGAAAACCACUUUCUUGGCCAUAUAUCCAUGCCAAAACCUCCGGGAGCCAAACAAGAAUGUUGUCAGUAGUCCAAACAGCUGCCAUUGAGCUACUGGCAGCACCGAGUCAGGGGGUGGCGGCGUAAGUGAGAACAGCACGAGUGAUCGCAGCUGUUCGCGGCUUGCCAUUAGCUCAGUGCGAAAUGCUCAAGAUUGCGUGAGAGUUUCAACUGUGCUCAACUGCAGUCGUCGUUCCUCUAUACCAAGAGUCAUGGAGCUCUUUAGAGAGGCUACUGUUGUAGUCGUUGUUUCACUUCUCUGCUUCUCUCAAGGGCAAGUGAGAAGCAGACUUUCCUUCCCACGCAUGCGCGGUCGUCUACUGCUGCCGGAGCCAGGCCUGCAGUUAUGCCGGCCGUCGCCAUGCGCGCUGCAGUGUGAGUACGGAAGAGAGACUGGCGCAAGGGGCUGUCCCUUGUGUCGCUGUCGGACAGCUCCGGAUGAUAUAAACAACGGUGAGAUACCUACCACAGAUAACCCGGCAAACCUGGAACAGACAGUCCCUGUGCCUCUCACAACAGUACCUAGCGACUUUGGCGAGUUCUGCAGGCAAGAGCACAACAGUAACCUUUCCUCUUGCCUCCUGCAAAGUGAGAGACCAGACGACUUUGCCCACUUCGUCACCAGGUUUGGAAUCGAUGCGUUCGGUGUUGACCCAGAGGACUACGCAAACCUGACGGUUCCACAGGGCAACGAGACAAAGCUCUCCGUCCACCCACAGAGCGGUUUACAGUCCCUCAACCCGUGCGCCAGAAUCGUGAAGUUUAUCCAUCUCAGAACGGCCCAAAAUCGGAACAAUGAGGAGGUUGAACUGUGGGUUGCCUCGGACGGAAACGGGCGCACUAGACUACAACCGAUGCACGAGGUGACGUGCAGAAGCGCCACCCCGGUCCACAAUGGCUGCGGUACUGCAUCGGCAGGCGGGUUCUGCACAGAAGAAAAGACUCUCCAGAGCGCUUACGUGAUCUCCAGGGACACGCUCAAGCCAUACCGUGAUUGGAUUUAUGUCAAAACAAGUUGUAGUUGUCACGUGGAAGGAUUGGGGUAGUCUUUAUUUCGGGACCGAGAGUUGAAAAUGGGUGUUACUAUGAAAGUAAACGAAAUGGAGCAGAUGGAAAAUUAAGAAACGGGAGAACGGAUAUACGCGAAGCGAGAUGUAUCCUGACAUUGGUACUUACUACUACUAUAUAUAUAACAUGAUAUGUGGACCAAAUAUAGAAUACUGCAGCUUACAACUUAUCGUAUAUUGAUGCAA